AGUGGCAUAUACAUUCGAUACAUUUAGUAUUGUUAUUUCCUAAUUUAUAUAAUUGACUUACUUGGUUGUGUGCGGUGGAAUCCUGGCUGUGUGCCUGGAUUAUUGUCGUAAUUAGACAGGAGCGUAUCGCUUCCGUUUUUGUUAAUGAUCGCGUUAUUAGCUUGACAAAAUGGUUAAAGCAUUGUUUGUCGUGGCCAACUUGGCGCUUUUGCGUCAUAUGUUGGUUGGUGUUGUUGCUGAUCCUAUAGAUGGCGAGAUUCCAGACACCAUAGUUGAAGACAUUGAGGCAGUCAUCACUGUGGAUGACGGUGACGACUUGGCUAAUGUGUCUGGUGACAAGGUUACUGCUGACCCCAAUGAAUACAUUAGGGACCUUCGUAAUGCUCUGGGUGGCAAGGGCGCUAUUGACCCCGAAAAGGUGUACACUGCUCAGGCCAUGUUACCUGUUGGUGAAGUCUUAGUUCUCGCUACUGCCAGUGGCUGCUCAUUAUUGAACGACCCUGAUGGUGAGGUUACCGGUAAGGUUGAAGCCUUGGAGUUCAACUUCCGUGUCUCUGAGCUUGAGGAAUGCAGCAAGGUCACCGAGAGCUUAAUAUCUGCUUUGCAAUCUCAGAUAGCUGCUGAAUGGAGCAAUUUGGGCGGUACGUCGCUGCCUGAAGAAGUUGCUUCUAGCACUACAUUGAGAGAAAUUGGUAUGAGAACCAAUGGCAAGUCCAGUGCCAAGGACGACGACAUGAACAUGUCUCUGACUGUCCAGGACAUGGCCAAUGCAUUCUUGAUUGCCAAUUUGGAAAUCAAGUUCAUCCCAACUACUGCUGAGGGUGUUGCUGUGAUGCACUUCCACAUAGCUGAUAACACCAGUGCUAAGGAGAUUAGUGAGAUGAUGUCCAACAUUGACAUGGAGAAGCUGAAGGCUCUGAACGAGGCUUUCAAGGUAGCCAAUGAUAAAAUUGCCAACGCGAGUCCCGAGGAGCUUAAGCAGAUGGAGGAUGAGCUGAAGGCAUUCUACGAGCGUAAUGGUGACAACGUUCUCAAUCAGGAUGAUGAAAGCAAAUCGAUCCUUGAGGAGUUGAGUACUGAGGGCAUGACAGGUAUUGAAUGUGCAUCAUUAUCAUUGGAGGACUGUGCAUCGAUAUCUAAGUGCAGUGUCGUUAAAUUGAACGGCAAGGAAACUUGCUCAGUUUCUCCCAAGACAGUCUUUUUGCUUAUGGAAACUGGCUGUGGUUUACAAUCUAAGGCUGGUCUUAUGUCUAUAGUUCGUGAUUUUGUAAGCAACGGGUUGAUGAGCGAAGCUACUCACCAGACACUUCGUCAGAGCUUUGACCUUGGUCAGAUAUGCAACAGCAUUGUCCACACAUACAUGUCCGCUGACAUUGCUGAGACUCAGCAUCAUGAGUCUAAGCCUGGGUUUGAGUUUUGAACUCGUUUAUAAUCGUA
Messenger RNA from Babesia bovis T2Bo, 1437 nucleotides. RefSeq lists its product as uncharacterized. The transcript has 2 exons. The record is from RefSeq and is a predicted model, not a curated record. Lineage: Eukaryota; Apicomplexa; Aconoidasida; Piroplasmida; Babesiidae. The coding region runs from base 170 to 1420 and encodes 416 amino acids.